AUGGCAUCCAAAAUCAACCUCGCCAUCCAGCGACUCGCUAUGCCCAUAUCCAAGGCCGCGAUCACCCCAGCUACCAGACUCGGCACCCAGCAGCCACCCCUACACAAGAGACUCACCCCCUCCGAGUACCGCUGCUCCACAAGGAGAGCCCUCGAGGAACGCAAGACGCUCACCAAACCAAAGUCAAGCGCCUUCACCUGGCCUCUUUGGGCGAGCGGAAAGGCAACCGUCAGAUCUGGGCUCCUCAAUAGAACUAUUCCCCUGAGAAGAGUCAAGGCUCCCAAUCCAAGCGCCCACAAAGUCAACAAGACGGAGCCGAUGCAGAGCGCAAUCAUCCCCGCAUCUCCUAUAAAGAUGUCCACCCUCAAGAACAAGAUCUCCAGCGGCUAUAACGGAACUAUCAAAAUGGCAAAGAAAGUAAACGCCUUCCCCGUCAUAUGGAAAGUCGCCGGCCUGACGAGCCUCGCCUCCCUCGGCACCUACGGCGCCAUCGGGCAAUACCAGGCCAUGUUAGAAGCAGAAGCCAGAAAGAAGAGAAUUGCGGAGGAAGACGAGGCUUGGAGGAGAUACAAACAGGAACUGUGGGAGCAAGAGCAAUCCAUAUCGCCUGGCUCGGGCGUACUCGACGAUGGAUCGUAUCCCUUUGCUUUGUUUUACCACUAG
Colletotrichum scovillei is the source of this 663-nucleotide messenger RNA. RefSeq lists its product as uncharacterized. The transcript is spliced from 2 exons. The record is from RefSeq and is a predicted model, not a curated record. NCBI's taxonomy places the organism in Eukaryota, Fungi, Ascomycota, Sordariomycetes, Glomerellales, Glomerellaceae. The coding region runs from base 1 to 663 and encodes 220 amino acids.